Molecule: messenger RNA, 2520 nt
Organism: Zingiber officinale
Lineage: Eukaryota; Viridiplantae; Streptophyta; Magnoliopsida; Zingiberales; Zingiberaceae
Exons: 3
Coding region: 245-2398 (717 amino acids)
Biological process (GO): regulation of defense response to fungus
Source: RefSeq, a predicted model, not a curated record
CUGCCUCGGCCAGUUUAUCGUUCGCCGUCGCCUCUCCUUCUCCAGAUCCCCACUCAAGUAGCAGACGCGGUUCGGGAGCCAAGGAACAAGAAGAAUUAGGGAUCAAGAACCUCGAAAAGCUUCCGAUCUGAAAGGUCAAGGAUUGUCAUUUUGCAAAUCAAAGAAAGCUACACCAUGAUCGAGAGAUUCUAGAGCUUGUGGGGAUCCUGAAGUCUUUACUUCUAACCGGUUUACAUUAUUGGACAUGGCUAGCAAUAACACAAUCCCUGGAUUCCGGUUUGUAAGAUGCCCGAGAUGCAUGGCUCUUCUUACUGAAAUUGCUUGUGUUCCGGUAUACCAGUGUGGUGAAUGUGGUGUGACUCUUCGAGCAAAACAUUAUAAUUCUACCGAUCAGAGUGCAGCAUCUCUAGCUUCACAACCGUCUAAAGCAGAAGAUGCUUCAAGCAGUGGUUUAAACAAAGGAGAUGAAGAAAGCUGCCUGAAGGAGAGACAAAUGGAGCUCGAAGCUAGUUCCUCCAAUGUGAGAAGUAUGGACUUGCAGAGUUCUAGUCCCAAUAACAGAAAUGAUGCUUCACUGGACAACAAGGAGAACAACAACAAUCAUCAUAGUGAAUGCGGGAAAGUUUCAAAGAUAGCCAGUGCAAAUCCAUUCGACGUCAACAUCUCUUCCGUCAUUGAUACUGGCAACGCUGAGACUCCUCGUAAACGUGUACCUCUGUCCAGAAGAACUUUUAGAGGAAUGUCGUGGGAUUCAGCAGAUACUAAUGUACAUAAAGAAGAGGGUGUUAAAGAGAAGCAAGUGGGAACACAAAUUGUAGCUCAAGAAGUUUCACAAGAGUCGCCGAGAGAGAAGCCAGCUGCUCUUGAGACAUUUGGUUUGCUCGGAAAUGAGAUUUCCCAAAAUGAAAAAGAUGAUUUAGUGAUAAAUCCCUCUUUUGUUUCAGAGAUAGAUACCGGCAACGUUGAGACAUCUCGUAAAUGUGUGCCCUUGUCCAGGAGAACUUUUAGAAGAAUUGUGCAAGAUUCAGCAGAUACUAAUGUACAUAAAGAAGAGGGUGUUAAAGAGAUGCAAGUGGGAACACAAAUUGUAGCUCAUGAAGUUUCACAAGAGUCGCCGAUAGAGAAGCCAGCUGCUCUUGAUACAUUUGGUUCGCACACAAAUGAGGUUUCCCAAAAAGAAAAAGAUGAUUUAGUGACACAUUCCUCUUUUGACUCUGACGACUUCCAUUCGGUUCAGAACUUGAUGGAAUCAGAAAAUCAUGUGCAUUCAAGAUCGGCCUCGAUAAAUCUAGUGGAGGUCUCCAAAGGCUCAGCCGACAAACAAAAUGAUAGGGCAGUAGCUGAUCUUGAUUCAUUUGAGAUCUCGAGGGAUUCAAAGGUUCCUAUGGGCUUACUUAACAUUCAAACGGAGAUCCUAAGGAAGGUUGAUGGAUUGAAAGAGGAAAUCAAUGAAAUCUUUGAUAAAUCUGAUGAGAGCAGGGCACAGCCUCACCAUGUGAAGCAUCUUAAGCCAGGCCGAUGUCAAACUCCUCCUAAAGUGACCCAUCAAAGAAGGGCAAUUCCUCGACCACCACCCAGGUCCAAUGGCAUUCCUUCAAAGCCGUUCGAUGUUCCUUGCAAGCAUUGUCAUUAUGAAGGCCGCCGAGCAUCUCCAAGCCCUUGCCACAAUGGAAUUUGCAGAGCUUGCCACUGCAAUCAUACAUGCCAUGCUGGUUCUAGGCCCUCUCCAUGUUCCCACAAGCCUCAGGUUGAGCGUCAGACCGAGAAACCAAACAACAAUGAUGGAAGACAGCAGAAGAAGCAACUUUGUCGCCCUGUUUUAGGUGGCUCUCCAUUUGUCGUAUGCUACAACUGCUUGGAGUUGCUUAGGCUUCCUAUCGAUUUCUUCAUAGUGCAGAGAAGAUUUUAUAAGCUUCAAUGUGGUGCUUGUUCUAAAGUUCUUACAUUUUCUUUCAGAACUCCAAAAUAUGGGAUUCCCCUUACACCCGAUGAGGCUGAGACACCGACAACCGAGUUGGACAGCAUGACAGAUACUACUCCUGGGCACGAGGUCUCCAUCUUUCCGUCCAAUGAUAGAUCCCCAUGGGAACCAGUUUCCUACUCAGACUAUGGAUACUCUCUUGCCUCUGAUACUGAAAUGCCAGUAAAUUUUCCAAGUAGAUCAACUCUGAUGGAUAAGAGAAAAAGUAGGCUUAGAACAGGUUCACAACUUUAUCAGCUCAUGGACUAUGGUUCGGCAAGUGAGAUCUUAUAUCGGCACAGUGAUAUCGAUGAAGUAUCUGAAUUCACAGCGCCAAGCACGCCCCGCUGUAAUACUCCCAAGGAAAGGCUGGUGGAAGAUGGAAUGAUAAGAAAAGGCUCUUAUGUUUCUGAUCCUUCAACCAGUCAGCAUUUCUGAAGGUUUUGUGUAUGAUGUUUAAUUGUAUAGUCCAAUUGAUCAUAGAACUUUUUGUAUUCAUUGUAGCUUUUUUAGUUUCAUUCAUUAUAAUUAACGAUAUCAUCUUAAGAUUUUUAGUCGAA